This is a messenger RNA of Physella acuta, 2429 nucleotides long. Its product is annotated as collagen alpha-2(IV) chain-like. NCBI's taxonomy places the organism in Eukaryota, Metazoa, Mollusca, Gastropoda, Physidae. The record is from RefSeq and is a predicted model, not a curated record. Gene Ontology annotation, cellular component: collagen trimer. Gene Ontology annotation, molecular function: extracellular matrix structural constituent.
CUGCAAUCGUGAACUAUAUUAAAAAAUGUUUGGGCUAGUUGUGUGGCUGCUAUCACUUAGCAGUGUUAGCAGUAAUAUCAUAACAAGUGACGGUGGUGAAUGCAAUGACGGCUACACUUACACUACUAUAAAUAAUGGAGAAGUUAAUUGCCAGUUUGACACCAACGGUGGCCAGCGAGGAUUCUGUAGCUACUACUGUCAUAGAGGCUACGAUAUUCAUGGGCCCCACGUUGUGAACUAUCACGUUGAUUUGGGGUGGAACGGCAAGAAACCGAAAUGCUACCCAAUUCAAUGCCCAAAGAUCGAAGUCAUGAAUGGAGAUGUGAACUGCAGUGAUUUCAACUUUUUCAAAAGUCAAUGCCGUGUUUUCUGUCACCCUGGAUAUGAAUCGUCUGACGCCAACAUCACAUUAUUAACAUGUGGAGAGGAACGACAGUGGAGCCAGGCUAUUCCAAAGUGCAUAGGUCACGAUAGUAUCCAAGGUUCAAAGGGUGACAAGGGUGAUCGUGGAGAAAGGGGUGGCAGUGGUCUUCCAGGCAUGCCGGGUAAUCGUGGACCCAAUGGUCAAGAUGGUAUCCAAGGUCCAAAAGGUGACAAGGGUGAUCGUGGAGAAUUCGGUCGCAGUGGUCUUCCAGGCAUGCCGGGUAAUGCGGGACUAAAUGGUCAAGAUGGUAUCCAAGGUCCAAAAGGUGACAAGGGUGAUCGUGGAGAAUUCGGUGGCAGUGGUCUUCCAGGCAUGCCGGGUAAUCGUGGACCAAAUGGACUUGUUGGUCCUAAAGGUGAUCGUGGAGAACGUGGAUUGCCAGGAUCAGACGGUAAAUCUGGCACUAAAGGUGAAGCAGGUGCUCCAGGUGCAAAAGGAGAUACAGGAAUACAAGGUCCCGAAGGUCAUGAAGGUCCCGACGGUCCCCCUGGUCCCGUAGGUCUCCCAGGUCCAAAAGGUGACAGAGGUGAACCAGGUAACCAAGGUUUUGAUGGUCCUGUUGGUAUGCCCGGGCCUUCAGGUCCCCGUGGUCUUCCUGGCUCUGAUGGUACAACUGCUCCAACCGGUUAUUUAUUGGUGAGACACAGUCAAUCUCCAAAUAUUCCUGACUGCUUUUCUGGCCAGACGAAGCUUUGGGAAGGUUACAGUUUGUUGUAUAUUGAAGGCAAUCUAAGAACACAUUUUCAAGAUUUGGGAAGUUCAGGCUCCUGUUUACAUAGAUUCAGCAUUGUGCCAUUUGUAUCCUGCACUUCAAACAGUGGUUGCAACUAUGCAUCAACACGUGAUCGGACCUACUGGUUGACAACAAAUAAAACAAUGUCCAUAAUACCAGUUGCUGCAACAGAUAUCCAGCCUUACAUCAGUCGAUGUGUUGUGUGUGAAACAACAUCUAAUGUUAUUGCUGUUCACAGUCAGACCUUGGCGGUACCUGAUUGUCCAAGAGGCUGGUCAAGUCUUUGGACUGGCUAUUCAUUUGUAAUGCACGCAGCGGCAGGUUUAAGUGGCGGUGGGCAAUCCUUAUCUAGCCCUGGAAGUUGUUUUGGGGAGUUCCAUGCAACUCCAUUCAUUGAGUGUAACGGUGCUGGAGGCACUUGCCAACAUGUUGCCGACAAACGCAGUUACUGGCUUUCUACUAUAGAAAUUAACGAGCAAUUCAAUACCCCAUCCAGCCAGACCCUCAAGGCUGACAAUUUAAGGAGACGCGUUAGUCGGUGCGCUGUUUGCUCAAGGAUUGUGUAAAAAUGUUGAUCAUUUUAUAUCAUAAAUUAAUUGUGUUGUUAAAAUGUAUGUAUUUUUAUAACUGUUGCCAAGCACAUGAACGAUUUACUGUAUCGUCAUGUAGGUUUAGUAGAUUUUUUUUUUGGUGAAAAUUUGCUUUCUUUGUGAGAUUUGUAAUGUUUUAGUUUAAAUUUCAGCUUACAAGUAAGAUAAACUAUUAUUACAACUAUAACAAGUGAAUGGUAAAAUAUAACUAUAAUAUUGACAUCAUGGUUAAACGUGAUUAAAUGAGUAUCUGAAGAAAACAUGAGGUUAUCUGAUGAUUUAUUUCCACUGUUCGGUAAGAAGGAUGCCAAAAAUCUGUCACAGCAACUUAAAUUAUAAUAUUUGUCAAAGCUAAAUGGCGAUUGAUUCAUUGUUUUUGGAAACAGGUAUAAAUGAUCAAGCUUUCAUAAACUAGUAACGUUUUUCAUUUUUUUUUUAAUUUUUCAAAAACUCUCUCGAGAGAGAAUAAUUUGUUAUUUUAUUCUCAAAUUUGACCAUUAACAAAUAAGUGUACUCAUUUUCAAUCAAUUUCUUUAGAUGAAUAUGUUUUCAAUACUUGCAUUUAGCAUAAAGCUAAAAGCUAAUAUUUCACUCAGCUGUGGAUAAAUAUACCAUAAUUAUGCUGUAUUUUUUAAUGCCAAUUACUUUAAACUUCUGUGCAAAUAAAAACAAUAAUAAUCUA